AUGGACCAGCAACGGUUCCUGCAGCAACUGCAGGUCGUCCUGAACCCCUCCCAGGGCAAUGUCAAGGAGGCCACCGGGAUCCUACAGCGGGAGUUCUAUAACCAGGCUCAGUCGCUCGUCUUCCUCAUUCAAAUUGCCACCGGCCAUGAAGACCCGGCUCUUCGUCAGCUCGCUGCCGUCGAGGGCCGCGGGCUGAUCUCCAAGCUCUGGUUGAAGGUCGCUGCCGACCAGAAGCCCCAGAUCCGCGAACAGCUGCUUCGGUCGACCAUGGGCGAGAGCGAGGCCCUGGUGCGGCACUCGGUGGCACGGAUCAUCUCGACCAUUGCCAAGAUCGAUCUGGAAGACGGCGAGUGGGUGGACCUGCCCAAUAUCCUGCUGCAGGCUGGUAACAGCGGCAACCAGGAUGAGCGGGCUGUCGCCAUUUACAUCCUUUUUACCAUUCUCGAGACUCUGGGAGAGGGCUUUGAGGAGAAGUUCCAGGAUCUGUUCAGCCUGUUUGCCAAGACCAUUCAGGAUCCGGAGAGCGCGGAAGUUCGGAUCAACACCCUCCUCGCUUUGAGCAAGCUUGCCAUGCACCUUGACUCGGAGGAGAACAUGGCUCCCGUCAAGGCUUUCCAAGACAUGCUCCCGUCCAUGGUUGCUGUCCUGAAGGACGCCAUUGACCAGAAUGAUGAUGACCGGAUCAUGCAGGCCUUCGAGGUUUUCCAGACCCUGCUCGGCUGUGACCCCCAGCUGAUGACUGUCUAUCUGAAGGACCUGGUCAUCUUCAUGAACGAUAUUGCUGCCAACACUGCGGCCGAUGAGGACACUCGUACCCAGGCCAUCAGCUUCCUCAUGCAGUGUGUGCAGUACCGCAAGCUCAAGAUCCAGGGUAUGCGGAUCGGCGAGCAGCUCACCCGCACCGCCCUGCACAUCGUCACGGAGCUUGACGAGUCCCCGUCUACCGAUGACGAGAUCAGUCCAGCGAGCUCGGCUCUGGGUAUGCUCGACAUCCUUGCCCAAAGCCUUCCUCCCAGUCAGGUGGUCGUUCCGCUCCUCCAGGCUCUCGGCCAGUACUUUAACAGCAACGACCCCAACUACCGUCGGGCCGGCAUCAUGGCCCUGGGCAUGUGCGUCGAGGGUGCUCCCGACUUCAUCAGCACUCAGAUGAAAGAGAUCUUUCCCAUGGUUCUCCAGCUGCUCGCCGACUCGGAACCCAAGGUCCGCCAGGCUUCGCUGCAUGCUGUCGCUCGUCUGGCCGAUGAUCUGGCCGAGGACCUCAGCGCCGAGCACGAGCGUCUCAUGCCCCUGCUGUUCAAGAACCUGGCCAGUGCCAUGCAGGAGUACAAGGGUGAGGAGGACGGCCCCACCAUGAACAUCAUGAAGGCCGGCAUCAGCGCCAUCGACGCUGUCGUGGACGGUCUGGACGAGAAGGACGUUGCGCCCUACCAGGCCGAGCUUGUUCCCAUUCUCCACAAGCUGUUCAAACACCCCGAUUUCAAGAUCAAGGGUCUCGCUGCCGGGGCCCUCGGCUCGCUUGCCUCCUCUGCUGGUGAUUCCUUCCUGUCGUUCUUUGACGAGUCCAUGCACCUGCUGCAGGAGUUCGCUACCGUUAAGGACAGCGAGGAGGAGCUUGAUCUCCGUGCCUGCGUCACCGACGCCAUGGGUGAGAUGGCCGCUGCUGCUGGUCCCGAGCGGUACCAGCCGUACGUGGAGCCUCUUAUGCGUGCCACCGAGGAGGCUCUUCACCUUGAUCACUCCCGUCUCAAGGAGAGCACCUACAUCUUCUGGGGUGCCAUGGCCAAGGUCUAUGCUGAGCACUUCUCGCCCUUCCUUGAAGGUGUGGUGAAGGGCCUGUUCGCUUGUAUCGAGCAGGACGAGGACGACCUUGAGGUUUCUCUCGGCGAAGCGGCCAAGGAUCUUGUUGGCCAGGAGGUGACCGUUGCCGGCCGCAAGGUCAAGGUUGCCAGUGCCGAUGACGAUGAUGAUAUUGAAGGCGAGAUCGAGGAUGUUGAUUUCGAUGAUGAUGAGGACAACUGGGACGACAUCACUGCCACCACCCCUAUGUCGCUGGAGAAGGAGAUCGCCGUCGAGGUUAUCGGUGAUCUUGUCACUCACACCCGCAGCUCUUACCUGCCCUACUUCGAGAAGACCAUUGAAACAGUGAUGCCUCUGGCUGAUCACCCUUACGAGGGUGUCCGCAAGAGCACUAUCAGCACCAUGCACCGCUCCUACGCUAUGCUGUUUGCCAUUGCUGAGGAGAGCGGCCAGAUGCCCAAGUGGCAGGCCGGUCUGCCCCUGCAAGUUCAGCCGGCUAAGGAAGUCAAAAAUUUCGGUGAUAUCCUGAUGACUGCUACCCUCAAGAUGUGGACCGAGGAAGAUGAUCGGGCUACCGUUGCCGACAUCAACCGCAACAUGGCCGAGAACCUGCGCUACUGCGGUCCUGCGCUCAUUGCUGACGAGACUGUGCUCCACAAUGUGAUCCAAAUGAUCACCGAUAUCAUCACCAAGAAGCACCCUUGCCAAAUGGAGUUCGCUCCCGAGGAGGAGACCCUUGAAGCUGGUGACGAGUCCUCCGAGUUUGACUGGGUGGUCGUGGACACCGCUUUGGACGUCGUCUCGGGCAUGGCUGCCGCUCUCGGCCCGAGCUUCGCCGAGCUCUGGAAGGUAUUUGAGAAGACCAUCCUCCGCUACGCUGGCAGCACCGAGUCCCUGGAGCGGGCUACUGCCGUGGGUGUGAUCGCCGAGUGCAUCAACGGCAUGGGCGGCGCGGUGACUCCCUUCACCUCCUCGUUCCUCAAGCUGCUGCUUCACCGCCUAGGCGAUGAAGACCCCCAGACCAAGUCGAACGCCGCGUACGCCGUCGGCCGCCUGAUCCAACACUCCAACGCGGAUGCCGAGAUUGUCAAGGAGUUCCCUACCAUCCUUGGCCGUCUGGAGUCCUGUCUGCAAAUGAAUGUCUCGCGUCUGCAGGAUAAUGCCACCGGUUGUGUCAGCCGCAUGAUCCUACGCCACCGUGACAACGUCCCGAUCAAGGACGUGCUGCCCGUUCUCGUGGACAUUCUGCCCUUGAAGAACGACUACGAGGAGAACGAGCCUCUGUAUCGCAUGAUCUGCCAGAUGUACAAAUGGGAGGAUGCCACCAUCCGCGAGCUCACCCCUCGCCUUCUGCCCGUCUUCCAGGCUGUCCUCACCGGCGAUGAGGACCAGCUCGAGGACGAGCGCCGCGCGGAGCUCAUCGAGCUGGUCAAGUGGCUGAACCAGGUGCAGGCCGGCGCCGCUCCCUGGGUGGAGCAGCUGUGA
Molecule: messenger RNA, 3282 nt
Organism: Penicillium lagena
Lineage: Eukaryota; Fungi; Ascomycota; Eurotiomycetes; Eurotiales; Aspergillaceae
Product: putative importin beta-4 subunit
Exons: 4
Coding region: 1-3282 (1093 amino acids)
Biological process (GO): protein import into nucleus
Cellular component (GO): nucleus; cytoplasm
Molecular function (GO): small GTPase binding; nuclear import signal receptor activity
Source: RefSeq, a predicted model, not a curated record